UUUUAAUUCCUCCAAUGCCCCUUUUAAUUUUGGGAAAAUUGCACCAACUGUAGUGAUCCUUUGAGGGUGGAAAGGAGAAUUUCAAUUUCUGAGAUAGCUUUGACUGCUUGGAAGGUAUCAUGAGAAGACCAAAAUGUACAUAAAUCUGCCAAAAAUUGAUAGAAAAUUUUGAUUUUCCAGCUGUAUCCUCAAACAGUAAAAUGACCGUGAAAGAACACAUCAUUUAUUGCUGGCAUUUUUUAAAGAUCCAACCUAGAAAUUCUUCUUCGGGAAAAUGGAGAAACUAUUUCAUUCAUUAGCCGCUUCUCUGUUCAUUGCAUUCAUUUCUUUAUUCCAAUUAGUAGCAGCAGGCAAAGGUUCAUUUGAUGAUAAUUUUAGCAAAAGCUGUCCAGAGACUCAUUUCAAGACUUCGGAAGAUGGGCAGAUCUGGUACCUAUCCUUGGAUAAACAAGCAGGUUGCGGGUUUGCCACAAAGCAGAGGUACAGAUUCGGGUGGUUUAGCAUGAAGCUUAAACUAGUCGGAGGUGACUCAGCCGGAGUGGUUACUGCUUAUUAUAUGUGUUCUGAAGAUGGGGCGGGGCCGGAGAGAGACGAACUGGACAUUGAGUUCUUGGGAAAUCGAACAGGGCAGCCCUACCUUAUACAAACCAACGUUUACAAGAAUGGAACUGGCAACCGUGAAAUGAGGCACAUGCUAUGGUUCGACCCAACCGAAGAAUUCCACAUAUAUUCUAUUCUUUGGAACGACCAUCAAAUAGUAUUCUUUGUCGAUAGAGUUCCGGUAAGAGUAUACAAGAAUGCAAAUUACACGAACAAUUUCUUCCCAAACGAGAAGCCAAUGUACUUAUUUUCGAGCAUAUGGAAUGCGGACGAUUGGGCUACGAGAGGCGGGCUAGAUAAGACAGACUGGAAAAAAGCACCUUUCGUAUCGUCUUACAAGGAUUUCAAUGUUGAUGGGUGUCAAUGGGAAGAACCCUACCCUGCUUGUGUAUCCACCACCACAAAAAUUUGGUGGGAUCAGUAUAAUGCUUGGCAUCUAUCAGAUGAUCAGAAGAAGGAUUUUGCUUGGGUUGAGAGGAACCUUGUUAUAUAUGAUUAUUGUAAGGACACCCAAAGAUUCCCAAAAUUGCCGGAAGAGUGUUGGUUAAGUCCGUGGGACUAAUUUUGGAUAACACUUCAUUAAAUAUUUUUGAGUGAGGUUUUAUAUAUAAUAAAUUCUAAAUGGAUUGUUUAUGCUGCAUUAGUUUGGUGCGUGCAAGAAACUUCUCUACUUCUAUUUGUAACAUUUUAUACAAUUAAAAUUUGGAAAAUUGCAGCAGUGGUUCGGGUUCCUGACA
Molecule: messenger RNA, 1337 nt
Organism: Olea europaea var. sylvestris
Lineage: Eukaryota; Viridiplantae; Streptophyta; Magnoliopsida; Lamiales; Oleaceae
Product: probable xyloglucan endotransglucosylase/hydrolase protein 8
Exons: 4
Coding region: 275-1162 (295 amino acids)
Biological process (GO): cell wall biogenesis; xyloglucan metabolic process
Cellular component (GO): apoplast; cell wall
Molecular function (GO): hydrolase activity, hydrolyzing O-glycosyl compounds; xyloglucan:xyloglucosyl transferase activity
Source: RefSeq, a predicted model, not a curated record